This is a messenger RNA of Trichomycterus rosablanca, 1739 nucleotides long. It is a transcript of the gene snx2, whose product is annotated as sorting nexin 2. Bases 80 to 1624 code for a protein of 514 amino acids. Gene Ontology annotation, cellular component: endosome; endosome membrane. The record is from RefSeq and is a predicted model, not a curated record. Gene Ontology annotation, biological process: early endosome to Golgi transport; intracellular protein transport. NCBI's taxonomy places the organism in Eukaryota, Metazoa, Chordata, Actinopteri, Siluriformes, Trichomycteridae. The transcript has 15 exons. Gene Ontology annotation, molecular function: phosphatidylinositol binding.
UAGAUCACAUGACAGGCUGGGAAGCUCCUGUCUCAGAGCCCAGAGUUUUCCUUCACCGUUAUUAGUGCUAGAGCUGAAGAUGGCGGAGAACAGGGAGCCUCCACCACUGGCGGCAGAAACACAACACACUGACUUUACAGAGGUGGAGGAUGGAGAAGAUCUGUUUACCAGCGCCGUCACUACAAUAGAGCAGCUGAGCCCAACAUCUCCAGAGCCAGCCAGCUUGCCUGCAGAAGAUAUCAGCACAAACUCCAAUGGACCCAAACAAGAAAUAUUACUAGAUGAUGACCAGGAGGACCUUUUUGCUGAAGCCACAGAGGAGGUGUCACUGGACAGUCCAGAUAGGGAGCCUCUUUUGUCGGAUGGUCCAUCUCCAGCUAUCACUCCAGUCAGUCCCACAGUCAUCAUCAGUCCAAGAGUCGACUCCUCCAUGUUUGAAUCUCUGGAUGAGGACGAGGAACCCGAAGAGAAACGGGACUCCUUCGAUAUGAAGAUAACAGUAUCUGAUCCAGAGAAAGUUGGUGAUGGAAUGAAUGCAUACAUGGCUUACAAGGUGACAACCAAGACAUCACUAAACCUUUUCAACAAAAAUGAGUUCUCUGUAAAAAGGAGAUUUAGCGAUUUCCUGGGUCUGCAUAGCAAACUGGCCUCCAAGUACAUGCAUGUUGGAUACAUAGUUCCACCUGCGCCAGAGAAAAGCAUUGUGGGAAUGACAAAAGUCAAGGUUGCAAAAGAGGAUCUGUCAAAUACAGACUUUGUUGAGAAAAGAAGAGCCGCUUUGGAAAGAUAUCUAAUGAGAACUGUGUAUCAUCCUGCCCUGCUGAAAGAUCCAGAUGUCAUUCAGUUUUUGGAGAGCACAGAGCUGCCGCGAGCAGUUAGCACCCAGGCACUGAGUGGGGCCGGAAUAUUGAGGAUGGUAAACAAAGCGGCCGACGCUGUCAACAAAAUGACAAUCAAGAUGAAUGAAUCGGAUGCGUGGUUUGAGGAGAAACAGCAGCAGUUUGAGAACCUUGACAUCCAGCUUAGAAAACUGCAUGCCAGUGUGGAGUCACUUGUGUGCCACAGAAAAGAAUUAUCAAUAAAUACGGCAUCGUUUGCGAAGAGCGCUGCCAUGCUGGGAAACUCUGAGGAUCACACCGCUCUGUCACGGGCCCUCUCCCAACUUGCUGAGGUGGAGGAGAAGAUCGAUCAGCUGCAUCAGGAACAGGCCUACGCUGAUUUCUACCUUUUCGCAGAACUCUUGGGAGACUAUGUACGCCUCAUCACAGCUGUUAAGGGUGUGUUUGACCAUCGUAUGAAGACGUGGUCCAAAUGGCAGGACGCCCAGGUCAUGCUGCAGAGGAAGAGAGAGGCUGAGGCUAAGCUUCAAUACGCCAACAAACCUGACAAGCUUCAGCAGGCCAGGGAUGAGAUAAAAGAGUGGGAAGCAAAAGUCCAGCAAGGCGAGAGAGAUUUUGAGCAGAUAUCUAAAAACAUUCGGCGGGAGGUGGGGAGAUUCGAGAAACAAAGAGUGAAGGACUUCAAAGUUGUCAUUGUUAAAUAUCUAGAGUCACUAGUACAUACACAACAGCAGCUGAUAAAGUAUUGGGAAGCCUUCCUGCCUGAAGCCAAAGCUAUAGCCUAAACUAACAAACUCUUGUGCAAAAGAUUUUUUAUGUACAACAUAAUCACCCAAUUGUUGAUGCAUGGACUUCAAGAGUUCUUCAUUACCACUCUAAUAAAAACACAAUAUCUUUUAA